GUUGUCCGGAAAACUUCGAUCAGGCCUAAAUACCUGGCUUUGUUUUGAAGCUUGCUCACUGCUGCUCUACUUGGCUAAAUACCUCGACAAACUCAUACUUUCUUCCUCAAUCGAAACCUCGAUGACCUCAACAAUCACUGUCCCUACCGGCUUCUCUUGGGUUGCGGCCGCACUCGCCUCCACAACGAUCCUGUUGAUGGGCCAGAGCAUUACGGUCUCGAAACACCGUGCGGCAGCUGGGAUUGCCUAUCCUCAAUUGUAUGCCGACAAAGAGGAGGCCAGCAAGAAUCCUCUGGCGCACAAAUUCAACUGCGUGCAACGUGCGCAUCAAAACACUAUCGAAAACAUCGCCCAAGUGUACAUGAUGACGCUGGUCCUCUCACUGACGUCGCCCCGUGCUGCCGCGACUGGGCUCGGUCUCUGGAUUGUCAGCCGGGUCGCAUACACCGUGGGAUACGCGUCAGGGAAGCCGGAGAACCGGAACAACAUCUUCAACCUGGGAACUUACCUUCCCGGCCAGCUCACGUUACUCGGCGGAUCGAUCUACAGCGCAUAUACCCUGGUAGCUGCGGGAAUCUAGUUUGAGUUGCAUCCCAAUAUGAUUCAGAGGCAGAGGACUUGUCCGUGGAUUUAGGACAGAUUAUAUAGAUACAUGUUGGUCGUGAGAUAAUUACAGUCUUCUCAUCUUAC
This is a messenger RNA of Mycena citricolor, 690 nucleotides long. NCBI's taxonomy places the organism in Eukaryota, Fungi, Basidiomycota, Agaricomycetes, Agaricales, Mycenaceae. The record is from the annotation of a GenBank genome assembly.